This is a messenger RNA of Camelina sativa (false flax), 862 nucleotides long. RefSeq lists its product as uncharacterized. Lineage: Eukaryota; Viridiplantae; Streptophyta; Magnoliopsida; Brassicales; Brassicaceae. The record is from RefSeq and is a predicted model, not a curated record.
AAUUGGUCAACGGAAGACAAAAGAGGAUUGAACGGUAGACGUAGACGACAUUGGAGCGAGUUCCUUUGAGGAGUAACCUGACGAGAACGGAACGCUUUAAUGGACUUACUUAUUAUUGUCGAUUGAGGAAGCCUGACGAGAGAUCCAAUCAUCAUCGGCGAUGGAGGAAUCUACGGCUACGACCACUCAUUACUUGUCAAUUUUCACCAAUUACCCUCUCAUUUCUGCUGUGACGGCUUUCACCAUCGCUCAAUUCAUCAAACUCUUCACUUCCUGGUAUAGAGAACGGAGAUGGGAUCUCAAACAGCUUAUUGGUUCCGGAGGGAUGCCUUCUUCCCAUUCAGCCACUGUCACCUCUCUCGCUGUUGCUAUUGGCUUACAAGAGGGCUUUGGUGGUUCACAUUUUGCCAUUGCUUUGAUCUUGGCUUCUGUUGUGAUGUAUGAUGCUACUGGUGUUAGAUUACAUGCGGGUCGCCAAGCUGAGGUUCUCAAUCAGAUUGUAUAUGAACUUCCUGCAGAACAUCCUCUGGCUGAAAGCAGACCAUUGCGUGAGCUUCUCGGUCAUACCCCUCCUCAGGUUGUUGCUGGUGGAAUGCUUGGAAGUGCCACAGCAGUCACUGGAUACUUGUUUUUCAGGAUAGCUACUAGCUAACGUUAACCACCAAGCAGAGCCAGACUCAACUGGGCCAACUCUUCUGCUUCAUUUCCUUUUGAAGCUGCUGGACAGAAUCCGAACGAAACAGGCUUUCUUCUUCUCUCACUAUAUAUAUAUUCUUACUUAAAGCUAUGAUAUUACCAUUCUAUACUUGAUGUAAAGAAAACUUGGAGCACCAUUACAAUGAAAAGAAUCGUGAUUUUGUUA